CUUCCCCGGACGCUACCCUUACCGCGACUACGGCAUGCGGUACUGGGAAGCGACGCACACGUGGGUCAAGGAGUACCUCGACAUUUACUACGAGAGCGACAAGGACGUGGAGGAAGACUACGAGCUCCAGGCGAUGAUUAAGGAGCUGGUGGACAUCGCCAAGGUGUACUGGCUGAAGGAUUACUACACCACCGACGACAAAAAGGCUUUCAUCGCCAAGGUGAUCGCGAGCUGGAUCUACUCUGCGAGUACCCUCCACGCCGCGGUCAACUUCCCCCAAAAGCCGUCCAUGUCAUUCGUGCCAUCCUGCCCCGGUUCUGUCUACGCCCCUCCUCCCAUCGACAAGGUAUUUCACCAAGUUUAGUGGGUGCGAUUUUUCCUGCAAUCACGGACGGUGAGAAAAAGUCUAUUGUUUGCACGUGGUGGCGGCAACCUUGGGUAGAUGAACACUCGAGAUCUUUAGUGUCCACGCUGUGGACGGAUUUUUUUAUUCGUUGUCUUCGGUUUGGCCGAGUUUUGCUUGUUUCGCUCGAAGCCACGCUU
Messenger RNA from Ectocarpus sp. CCAP 1310/34, 543 nucleotides. The record is from the annotation of a GenBank genome assembly. NCBI's taxonomy places the organism in Eukaryota, Phaeophyceae, Ectocarpales, Ectocarpaceae.